Messenger RNA from Magallana angulata, 4561 nucleotides. RefSeq lists its product as uncharacterized. The coding region runs from base 407 to 4201 and encodes 1264 amino acids. The record is from RefSeq and is a predicted model, not a curated record. The transcript has 3 exons. Lineage: Eukaryota; Metazoa; Mollusca; Bivalvia; Ostreida; Ostreidae.
UCAUUAAUAAAAAAAAAAUCCACAAAUAUAAACAAGUAAAAUGUUAUGCAAGUAUUCAUAUUAAACAAUAAUUAUUUUAUGUCUAUUAUUAAAUCAUAUAUUCAUAGGCAAAAUCAAUAAUCUAUAAAUAAAUCUUGUGGGAUUUCCGAAUGGAAAAUUACCAUUUGUUAUCCACAAUUAUUGUGAUAAUGACGACGGAAUGACGUGAUAAUAAAGUAACCAAUCAGAUGAAUUGCUAUUCUAGAAUCACCAUAGAGAUAUAUGCAGAUAUAAACUGAGAAACGUUUCACCUUAAAUCACAUUUACUGCAAAUGUCGAUGAUGCCUCAUCAAGGACUGUUUCAAAGAAGUUAGCAUUGUGUUGUUACAUUUUGGAUUUUAGAAUUCAUCGCAUAAAAGAGAAAAAUAUGGCUGCGGAAAACUUUUCAUGUGAAGAUUGUGGAAAAACUUUCACUCGACUAUCCAAUUUACAUCGACAUCAUCGAUCAGCGCAUAGAUCAAAUUCAUUUCGUUGUCAGACGUGUGGAAGAUGCUUUAAUAGACGAGAUAAUUAUUUACGUCACACGAGAAAUCAUCCAGAAAAUUCUGAUAAAGAGUCAUAUGCAUCUGUAAAGGUGACAAAUUCAAAGAACUCUGACAAUGGUGACAAAGAAAACAUGUGCCCUAAUCAGUCGGGGAGUGGAAAGUCGUCGAACGAUAUAAAAGACAAUGAAGCUGAAGAGGUCAAAGAAGAUUGUAUUUCAGAAGAAGAGGCUAUAGAGGGUCAUUUAAAAAAAGUUUUCAUAGAAGCAACCGACAAAAGCAAGUACGAUCCUCUGGCAUUCCUGAAAAUGAAGGAAGAAACCAUUAGAUCGAUUUUAAGAAAGGAGCGUACCAAAAGGAAAAGAAUUAAAUUUUAUAUCACCCUACAAGUGCGAUUCACGAAGACAAAAGGGGAUCAAGUAGAAAUUGCAGAACCUCAUUUCCACGGACGUUGCCACAUACUGUUAAACAAUGAAGAUAUUGAGCCUACGUUGAGGGAGAGCAUCAUGAAAAUAUUUAACGCUUUUAUUGAAUAUCAACGAGAAGGCAGUAACUGGGUACUGGACAAGGUUCUGGGAGUGACGGUUCAUAUCGUACAAUAUAACCCAAUAAAAGGAUCCAGUUAUUUGUCACUACCAGCAAAACUCGCCAGCAAAAAAGCCAUUGUCAACGUUCAGAAUACCGAUCAAAAAUGUUUCAUGUGGUCGGUUUUAGCUGCUCUUUACCCAGUCACAAAUCAUCCCGAACGAGUCGUGAAUUAUGUGCAACAUAUAGAAAAGCUAGACUUCUCAGACAUUUCAUUUCCCGUCUGGGUCGGAGACAUUCCCAAAUUCGAAAAGAGAAACGACAUAUCCAUCAAUGUAUUUGGUUAUGAAAAACGAGAAUUAUAUCCUCUUCAUCUGACAAGAGAAAGAGGAUUAAAGCAUGUAGAUCUCCUCGUUCUUAACAGAGGAGAUACCUCACACUACUGUUGGAUAAAAAGCAUCAACAGAUUACUGAAUGAUGGGCAAAAAGGAAAUCAACUGUAUCACUGUCAUUACUGUCUCCAUGGAUUUACUAAACAGCAGCUUUUAGAAAAACACGUUCCUUACUGUGAAGUACACGGUGCACAGCGGACCGAGAUGCCAACUGAAGAAGAUAAAUGGCUAGAGUUCAGCGAUGUCUCCAAACAACUUAAGGUUCCAUUUGUGAUCUAUGCCGACUUUGAAAGUAUUCUUGAGAGGCAUUAUGGUUGUCAACCGGAUCCUAGUAAAUCGUCCACUAUUAAGCUAGCAAAGCAUAUUCCCUCAGGAUUUACUUACAAAGUUGUCGGACUUUCAUCAAAUAUCACAAUGAAUCACGUGACAUACCGUGGUCAUGAUGCCGUUGAUAAGUUUAUUGACCAUAUGAUCAAAUUAGAAGACGAGCUUUUGGGGGUCCUGCGCGAAUCAAAGCCUAUGGAUUUGUCUGAAGAGGAGACUAAAGCAUUCCAGGAGGCGACUAAGUGCCACAUCUGUAACAAAGAAUUAGGAGAAGAUACCGUUCGUGAUCACUGCCAUGUGACGGGAAAAUUUCGAGGCGCAGCUCACAGUAAUUGUAAUCUUAACCUUCGACUCAGAGAGAGAAUACCGGUAUUUUUUCAUAACCUGAAAGGAUAUGAUGCUCACCAUAUCAUGAAUGCCCUCGGCAAGUACAAGCACAAAAAGAUCAACUGCAUUCCUCAGAACCACGAGAAAUACAUUUCGUUUUCUUUAGGAAGAUUAGAUUUCGUCGACACGUUCCAAUUUUUGUCUACAUCUCUCGACAAACUAUCGUCAAAUCUAGCCAAAGAGGGUCUUCAUAAAUUUCCUCAUCUCCAAGCAUACGUAGCCACUACCCACCCACGAAACGAGCAGACAAAGCUUCAAUUGUUAAGCAGAAAAGGAGUGUAUCCUUACCGCUACAUGAACUCAUUCAAAAAGUUUCAAGAAACGACACUUCCACCACAACAAGCUUUCUACAAUGAUCUUGACGGUAAAACUGUGUCCGAUCAAGACUAUUUGCAUGCACAAUGGGUUUGGGAUGUUUUCAACAUUCAGAAUUUAGGACAAUACCAUGAUCUGUACAUGGAAACCGACGUGAAUCUUUUAGCUGAUGUGUUUGAAAAUUUUCGUAAUCUCUGCUUAAACAUGUAUGGUCUCGAUGCGGCUCAUUUUUAUACGGCCCCAGGACUUGCAUGGCAGGCCGCUCUCAAGAUGACAGGUGUUCAACUUGAGCUUUUGACUGACCCAGAUAUGCAUCUGUUUGUAGAAAAAGGGCUCAGAGGGGGUAUUGCUAUGAUUUCUCAAAGGUAUGCAAGUGCUAACAAUCCCUAUCUUAGCGACUACAAUCCCUGUCAACCCUCAAACUAUCUAAUGUAUUUGGAUGCUAACAAUCUGUACGGGUGGGCCAUGAGUCAGUCGCUGCCAACUCAUGAUUUUUGUUGGUUGACCCCCGACGAAAUGAAAAUGAUCGACGUCCAUUCCAUGCCUCUCGAUGGAAACACUGGUUAUGUCUUUGAGGUCGAUCUGAAAUAUCCCAUGGAAUUGCACGACUACCACAGUGACUAUCCCUUAGCUCCAGAAUCUUUCCGAAUCAAACCUGAGAUGCUUUCCCCUUAUCAAAAAGAGCUUUUGACUAAACUCGAAAUGAAAGAAAGCACUUCUACUAAGCUUGUGCCCAAUCUCUAUGAUAAAGAAAAUUACGUGGUCCACUACAGAAAUUUACAACUCUACCUUGCAUUGGGGAUGAGACUCGCUAAAGUUCACCGGGUUUUGUCCUUUAAGCAGAGCCCAUGGCUUAAAGCCUACAUUGAUUUUAAUACCAGUAAACGAAAGAACGCCAACAACGAGUUUGAAAAAGAUUUUUUCAAACUAAUGAAUAACAGUGUCUUUGGGAAGACAAUGGAGAAUCUACGGAAACGAGUAGACAUUCAACUCGUUCAUCAAAAGAAGAAACGUUUAAAGCUUUCGGCCAAACCUGGGUUUAAAUCUUUCAAGAUCUUCAACGAAGAUCUUGCCUCGGUGGAAUUAACCAAAUCGAAACUAGUCCUUAAUCGUCCCAUUUAUGUUGGGUUUACCAUUUUGGAACUUUCCAAGGUCUUGAUGUAUGAUUUUCAUUACAACUACAUCAAGAAAAAGUAUGGUGAUCGAGCUGCUCUCUGUUUUACAGACACGGACUCCCUAUGCUACGACAUAUCCACUGAGGAUGUGUAUGUUGACAUGAAGGAAAAUCACCAUUACUUUGAUUUCAGCGAUUACCCCGAAAAUCAUUUCCUUCACAGCAAUUUGAAUAAGAAGGUUCUAGGGAAAAUGAAAGACGAAUGUCAAGGUCACAUUAUGCGAGAAUUUAUUGGUGUUAAACCUAAGAUGUACAGUUUUGUUCAUGAAAAGAAAACUGUUCAAAACGACAAGGAAUUGAUCUGCAUGGAGGAAAAGAAACGAGCGAAAGGAGUGAGUAAAGUAGUCGUGCAAUCAAGCAUUCAUCACGAGAACUACAAAAGUUGUUUGUUUUCUAGAGAGUUCCAGAAGGAAUCAAUGGUGGCGUUUAGGUCGUUAAACCAUCAAAUAUACACCAUUGUUUUAAACAAAACAAGUUUGAGCCCCUAUGACGACAAAAGACAUAUUCUUGACGACGGGAUUCACACCUUAGCACACGGUCAUUAUAGGACACGAGAUGUAUGAGUGUUGGUAUUAUCAUACCAUAACUGUAGAACGAAUGACUAUAUUAUAUCAAACCCACAAUGUCAACAGAUGAAUUCAAAAGAACUUAAACAAACAAACUGCUUAAGGGACUUCAAUGCUAUAUUCUUUUUUUAAUUGUAAAUGUAUAUUUGUAUGUAUUAUACGCAACUUUUUUCAUGCUUUUUUUUUUUUCUGUACAACACUUUUCACCAAAAUGCGUGUUUAAUGAAUUAUAUCAGAUAUAGUCAAAUGUAUUGUCACCAUUGAGCGAUGAUUAUGUUGGUCAUUUUAACUUUGUAUGUUAUGUAUUCUGAGUAUGUCUAACAAAAUGUAAAUAAAUACAUGAAAACAAACCUGUGG